AUGCUGAUUAAAGAAUACCGAGUUACACUACCUCUAUCUGUUGAGGAGUAUCAUGUUGCACAAUUAUUUUGUGUGGCAGAAGCUUCCAAAGAAAACACUGGUGGGGGGGAGGGUAUCGAAGUGCUCAAAAAUGAGCCCUUCGACAACCACCCUUUACUCAGUGGUCAAUACUCUAAAGGACAAUAUACUUAUAAGAUUUAUCACAUAGCAAGCAAAGUUCCAGCAUUUGUUCGAUUGCUUUGUCCAAAGGGCUCAUUAGAAAUACAUGAAGAAGCAUGGAAUGCUUAUCCUUAUUGUCGAACAGUGAUAACUAAUCCAGGAUAUAUGAAAGAAAAUUUUUUAAUUAUGAUAGAAUCGUUUCAUAUUAACGAUUCAGGAUAUCAGGAAAAUGUUCAUCAGUUACCCCCGGAAAAACUCAAACAACGUGAAGUUAUUCACAUAGAUAUUGCAAAUGACAAAAUGGAUCCUCGCGAUUACAAAAGGGAAGAUGAUCCCACACUUUUUACAUCUCAAAAAACUGGCCGUGGGCCGCUGGUCGGAAAAUGGCAGAAGGAGUUCACAACUUUCCAUCGUCAAGUUUUUUGCUCCAUAGAUCGCUGGUACGGAUUAACAAUUGCCGACAUACGAGCGCUCGAAGAAAAGACGAAACAAGAAUUAGACAAGCAAAGGAAUCAAGGAGAAGUGCGAGGAAUGAGAACUGGAGAUUGA
Messenger RNA from Pediculus humanus corporis (human body louse), 708 nucleotides. Its product is annotated as phosphatidylinositol transfer protein, putative. Gene Ontology annotation, biological process: phospholipid transport. NCBI's taxonomy places the organism in Eukaryota, Metazoa, Arthropoda, Insecta, Psocodea, Pediculidae. Gene Ontology annotation, cellular component: cytoplasm. The record is from RefSeq and is a predicted model, not a curated record. Gene Ontology annotation, molecular function: phosphatidylcholine intramembrane carrier activity; phosphatidylinositol transfer activity; phosphatidylcholine binding. The transcript is spliced from 8 exons. Bases 1 to 708 code for a protein of 235 amino acids.